This is a messenger RNA of Meleagris gallopavo (turkey), 6446 nucleotides long. It is a transcript of the gene COL4A1, whose product is annotated as collagen type IV alpha 1 chain. Gene Ontology annotation, biological process: extracellular matrix organization. The record is from RefSeq and is a predicted model, not a curated record. Gene Ontology annotation, molecular function: extracellular matrix structural constituent conferring tensile strength. Gene Ontology annotation, cellular component: collagen trimer. Lineage: Eukaryota; Metazoa; Chordata; Aves; Galliformes; Phasianidae.
ACCGGCCCCGAGGAGCCCCCACGCCGCGCUGAGCCGCCGGCGCCUCGCCGCCCAGGGACCGACGGAGCAGCGCGGUGCGCGGUAACAUGUGGCGUUGGCUGGGCUUCGGGCUGCUGCUGAGCGCCGAGCUCAGCGCCGUGUCUGCCGCGGGUUGUUCUUCUAGUUGUGGAAAAUGUGACUGCAGUGGAGUAAAAGGACAAAAGGGAGAAAGAGGCUUUCCGGGAAUACAGGGUGUGAUUGGGUUUCCUGGAAUGCAAGGACCUGAAGGUCCCCUUGGGCCACCAGGGCUUAAGGGUGAUACUGGAGAACCAGGACUGCCAGGAACAAAAGGAACAAGGGGCCCACCAGGACCAUCAGGAUUUCCAGGAAACCCAGGCAUCCCUGGCAUUCCUGGACAAGAUGGCCCUCCUGGUCCACCUGGGAUUCCAGGAUGUAAUGGCACAAAGGGUGAAAGAGGUCCAGUAGGUCCCCCAGGUUUACCAGGACUGACUGGGAGCAUAGGACCCCCAGGACCUCCUGGAAUAAAGGGAGAUCCAGGUGAAGUGAUUGGUCUUUUACCUCCUAGUGUGCUAAAAGGUGAUAAAGGCUUUCCUGGCCAACCUGGACUACCUGGUUCACCUGGAACUCCAGGGUUUCAGGGACCAAUGGGGCCACCAGGGAUUCCAGGAGAACCAGGUCGCCCUGGGCCACCAGGACCACCAGGUGAGAAGGGCUACAUGGGCUUGGGCUUUCAAGGUCCCAAAGGUGAAAAGGGAGAACAAGGGAUCCAGGGUCCCCCAGGGCCACCAGGACCAACACCACACAUGAAAGAAAAAGGAAGCGAAAUCAUAAAGGGAGAAAAGGGUGAGCCAGGUGAAAAGGGUGAGCAGGGAGUCCCAGGAUUGCCAGGCUCAGGUUACAGAGGAGAAAAGGGUGAACCUGGGAAGCCUGGUCCACGUGGAAAGCCUGGAAAAGAUGGUGAACCAGGACCAAAAGGAGAACCCGGCUUGCCUGGAGGGUUUGGGGUUCCAGGACGGCCUGGGGAACCUGGUGCUAAGGGUGAAAAAGGUGAUCAAGGUCCUCAAGGGCCUCCAGGAAGAAUUAUAGAUGCUGGACCAAUAGAUACUUUUGGUGAAAAAGGAGACCCUGGCGUUUCUGGUUUGCCAGGACUAAAAGGUCAAAAAGGUGAAAAAGGUUUCCCUGGUGCACAAGGGAUCCCAGGAAUUCCAGGUCGACCAGUUCCAGACAUGGUAGGAUCACCUGGUGUCCCUGGCCAGAGAGGUGAAAAGGGUGAAAAGGGUUCUCCGGGAUUCCCUAUACCUGGACCUCCUGGCAGAGAUGGUUUCCCAGGCCCGCCCGGGUUGCCCGGCCCACCAGGUCCUCCAGGUGUAACAGAUGGAAUUGAUCAAUGUCAGCAGGGGCAACCUGGUGCACCGGGUAUACCUGGACCUCCAGGGCAACACGGAUUUCCAGGAGAGAUGGGAGAGAAAGGUGAAAAAGGUGAAACCUGUGCCUUGUGUGAUAAAGUAGGACCUCCUGGACUUCCAGGACCUCAAGGACUACCAGGUCCAGCAGGUUUUCCGGGACAGUCAGGUUUCAAGGGUGACAGAGGCUUACCUGGACUUGAUGGCCUUCCAGGCGUACCCGGGCCUCCAGGCGCUCCAGGACUCAUUGGCCGCCCUGGGGCAAAAGGAGAACCAGGAGAUUUUACGUAUGAUUCCAUCCUGAAAGGUGAGAAGGGAGAUCCUGGUUUCCCAGGACAACCAGGUAUUCCUGGAAGAGAAGGAACACCAGGAAAAGAUGGAUUGCCAGGGCCUCAAGGUCCAAAAGGAGCAUCGGGUACAGCUGGCUUGAAAGGAGAACGUGGUCCCCCUGGCCAACCUGGAUUCCCUGGAGUACGUGGCGAAAGAGGUUUACCUGGCCCUCCUGGGAUAGGCACUGCAGGGUUACCUGGUGACAAAGGAGACAGAGGUUUUGCUGGAACCCCAGGUUUACCUGGUCUUCCAGGAGCAAAGGGUGAAGCAGGACGAACUGUACCACUCCCUGGACCUCCUGGGGCAGAUGGCCUUCCUGGACCACCUGGUUUCCCUGGACCCCAAGGUGACAAAGGGAAUCCUGGGCUUCCAGGGAGACCUGGCCUGCCAGGAGAAAAAGGUGCUGUUGGGCAGCCAGGUAUAGGGUUUCCUGGACCUCCAGGACCCAAAGGUUUCCCAGGUCAGCCUGGCUCACCUGGUCUGCCGGGAACUCCUGGAACCCCUGGCCUGGAUGGUUUUCCAGGCACACCAGGUUUACAAGGUCAAAAAGGUGAACCUGGAGUGGGUCUCCCUGGUCCCAAAGGAUUGCCAGGCAUCCCAGGCCCAGCUGGCAUCCCAGGAGAAAAAGGAAAUCCAGGGCUGCCUGGCUUACGAGGUGAACAAGGAUUCCCAGGUGUACCUGGACAACAAGGAUUCAGAGGAGAUCCAGGCCUCCCUGGACUACAAGGCUUGCCAGGCCCCCAAGGCUCACCAGGAGUGGGCCCACCAGGAUUGCCAGGGCCUGCUGGGCAGCCAGGACCCGAAGGGCCACCAGGAUUUCCCGGAAUAAAAGGAGAAAGAGGCUUCCCUGGUAUCCCAGGUCUAGAUAGGCCAGGGCCAAAAGGCGAUAAAGGUAGCCAGGGCCAGCCUGGAGUACCAGGGUCUGUAGGGCUACCUGGCUUGCCAGGUCCACAAGGAUCUGUUGGACUGAAAGGAUCAGCAGGAGCCAAAGGAGAAAUGGGAGUUAUGGGAACUCCCGGGUUGCCAGGGACUCCUGGACCAAUUGGAGAUCGAGGGUUGCCUGGUGAAAAAGGUAGCCAAGGUUUGAAAGGUGUGGUUGGACCACAGGGUGAUCCAGGUGUCAAAGGGGAUAAAGGUGAAGCUGGUCUUCCGGGAGAACCUGGAAGCAUGGACACCAUGGAUAUGGUUAGUCUCAAAGGCCAAAAAGGAGAUCCUGGAGAAAAAGGAGACCUUGGGCUACCAGGAGAAAAAGGGUUACGUGGGGAGUAUGGAGAACCAGGAAUUCCAGGAAGGGAUGGUGAACCUGGUACUCCGGGACAACCAGGACCAAAAGGAGAUCAGGGUCCCCCAGGGUACCCAGGAGAUCCAGGAAUUCCAGGACAAAAAGGAUCAGUUGGUGAAAUGGGUUUGCCAGGAACACCUGGAGAAAAGGGUCUGCCUGGAAUACCAGGUUCACCAGGCACACCAGGGUUCCCUGGGCAAAAAGGUGAAAAAGGAGACAAAGGAGCAGCAGGUUUUCCUGGAAUUGGAUUUCCAGGAUCUCCUGGUGAGAAGGGAGAACCAGGAAGAAUAGGUAGUCCAGGUUUAUCUGGAGACAAAGGUGAAAAGGGUAAUGCAGGAAUUCCAGGAAUGCCGGGUUCUCCAGGUCCCAAAGGAUCCCCUGGCAUGGCAGGAUUUCCAGGGAGCCCAGGCCUCCAUGGAGCAAAGGGUGAAAAAGGACUUCCUGGCUUAAGUGGCAUCCCAGGUUUAAAAGGAGAACCAGGUGAACCUGGUGUUCCUGGUCCUGCUGGUUCCAUUGGUCAGAAGGGUGAACCAGGCUAUGAUGGGAUUCCAGGCACAGCUGGUGCAAAGGGUGAACAAGGUGCUCCAGGUAAAGGAUUUCCAGGAUUUCCAGGUGCAAAGGGAGAUAAAGGUGCGAAAGGUGAAGUGGGUUUCCCAGGAUCCCCAGGAAUCCCAGGGAUUCCAGGCUUAAAAGGAGAACAAGGGUAUGCUGGCCCACCAGGCCCUAAAGGCAACCAAGGUCUUCCUGGACUACCAGGAAGUGCAAUUGAGGGCCCUAAAGGAGACAGAGGACCCCAAGGCCAACCUGGCCUACCAGGUUUACCAGGUCCAAUGGGGCCACCAGGACCUCCAGGUCUGAAAGGGGCUAAAGGAGAGCAGGGGAGUGAUGGCUGGCCUGGAACUCCUGGAGGUCCAGGAGAUAAAGGUGAUCCAGGUUUCCAGGGACUGCCAGGUAGUCCUGGUUUGCCAGGAGGUGCUGGUGAAAAAGGUGAUCUAGGGCCUCCAGGUGUUCCAGGUGUUCCAGGUCCAAAAGGAUCUGCAGGCUUCCCAGGCCUCAAGGGUGAACGAGGUGACCAAGGUCUUCCUGGAUCUAAAGGUUUACAAGGCCCACCGGGCCCCCCAGGUGCUUUUCAGCUUAUCAAAGGGGAUCCUGGCUUACCUGGUCCAGUAGGACCAGUUGGUCUCAAAGGAUUUCCAGGACUUCCAGGUCCCAAAGGACAGCAAGGAGUAACAGGACCUUCAGGUGUACCUGGACCACCUGGUAGUCCAGGGUUUGAUGGCAGACCCGGGCAAAAAGGAGAAGUUGGUCCUUAUGGUCCCCCAGGGCCCAGAGGAAUCCCUGGUCCACCUGGCCCUGAAGGUUUACCUGGUGCUAUGGGCCCACCAGGUGCAGCAUCUGUUGCUCAUGGCUUCCUUGUUACCAGACACAGUCAAACCACUGAAGAACCACAAUGUCCUUUUGGAACAAGGCUGAUUUACCAUGGCUACUCCCUGCUUUAUGUACAAGGAAAUGAAAGAGCACAUGGCCAAGAUCUGGGCACCGCAGGGAGCUGUCUUCGUAAAUUUAGUACUAUGCCUUUCUUAUUCUGCAAUAUCAACAAUGUAUGUAACUUUGCGUCGAGGAAUGACUAUUCCUACUGGCUGUCCACUCCUGAGCCCAUGCCAAUGAGUAUGGCACCUCUCACUGGUGAAAGUAUCAGACCAUUCAUCAGCAGAUGCGCUGUGUGUGAAGCUCCUGCUAUGGUAAUUGCUGUUCAUAGUCAAACAAUCCAGAUACCACCAUGUCCUGAAGGCUGGAGUUCCCUUUGGAUUGGUUACUCCUUUGUCAUGCAUACCAGUGCUGGUGCUGAGGGCUCUGGCCAGGCCCUGGCGUCUCCUGGUUCCUGCCUGGAGGAGUUCCGCAGCGCUCCCUUCAUUGAAUGCCAUGGCCGGGGCACCUGCAAUUAUUAUGCAAAUGCUUACAGCUUCUGGCUUGCCACUAUAGAGAGGAAUGAGAUGUUCAAGAAACCGACUCCGUCAACUUUGAAAGCAGGGGAUCUGCGCUCAAACGUUAGCCGUUGUCAAGUCUGUAUGAGAAAUACAUAAUGACUUUUGAAUUUCAACUUAUUUCACACAAUAUGGUGCUAUUUGUUUAACAGCAAUGAAGCCUAGACAUAUAUCAUAUGUACCUCAUUGUUGUCCAAUAUGAAAACAGUAAAGUGCCUUUUAGGAACUUGCAUAACUAACACACACUGCUUUACUGGCCCUGUCCUUGCUGAAGAAGAAAAGAGACAACAAAGAUAAGCUUCAAAUGUUGACAUGCCAAAUGGCACUUUUGAUCAAAAAAUAUAUAUUUUUUAUAUAAAUGCAAUGCACUGAUAGAAUAAAAAGUCAGCAUUCGUCCAGAAAAAUGCAAAGGUGCUAGGAGGUAUGCAGUUCUGCCUUAUACUGUUGGACUCCCCUUUCUCAUUCUUGUAUUAUAUAUUUAGAUUCAUUUUUCUUCCCCAGAUGAGUUUGUUGUUAUCAUUAUUUAGGUGUCUCAAAAUCCCAGACUCUUGUGUAUGUACUUAUUGUUCCUUAUUGUACAAAGCAAUACUAAUGUAAAAAAAAAAAAAAAAGGAGUUUUGGGAUUACAGACUGUGGUUAAGCAACAAGUAACCAUCUUUUCAAAGCAUAGAUUGCCAUCCCGCAAACCUUUGCUUCUGUUGUAGUCCUUAGUGCUAUUGGUUUUUAAUGGGACUACACCUGGAAGAGACUUCCAAAUCGGUCUCCCAAUAGGCAAGUAAGUGUUUCUGCUAUGUUGGUACUAUGCAGCUUCUUCAUGCAGUAGAACAAACUUUCCUGUGGAAUAAAGAAUGAUCCAACAAUGGUCAAGAAAAAAAUAUAUAAAUGUGUUAGUAAUUUAUAUAGAUAUCAACCAUUAUGCUUUCAGUUUAUCAUUACAGAAAGAAGCUUACAGAAGUUUUCUUCUUUGCAGUGUCAUAAAUUCGGUGUUAAAUAUCAAAAUAUGAUGUGAAAUGUUCAUUUUAGAUAGGUCAUUUCAAUUCCAAAUUUGCAGAGACUGAACCCAGGUUAAUAGCUAUUUGUGUUUAUUAUAGUCAAUCCUGCUUUGAGCUUAUAGUCUUUAUUCUGUAUUUAAUAUUUUUCAGGGUUUUAAACACUACUCACACACUGAAUGACUUGAUUUUGAGAAGUAUAAGGCCUUAAUUUUGUUAAUAUUGUGCCAAAAAAUUCUUUACAGUGGCCUCGUUAACAUUUCUAAAGAAUUUCUAUGCAACGAUACCAAUGUUUGAGCACAUCUGCAUCCGAAAGUGUUUUACAGACUAUAAUCAUGCAAAUACCAAAAGUUUUUUACAAAUGCCAAGGCCUUUGUGUAAUUUCUUAAAUGUGUAUUAUUUCUUAAAAAUUCAAGUUUGUAAUAAAACUAUUUGUAGUAAAAAAAAAAAGAAAAAA